AUCUGCAGUCUAGCAUAAGUCUGUUUGAACCUUAAUGAUGCUGACAUCAUCUCAAAAUACUGUGAGACUAUGACUGAGACUUUCUUUUUUCCUCUCCUCUCCUCCUUUUCUCCACAGACUGAAAGCAAUGACAUCUCUGCAGACGUAUCCCCUUUCUCUCCUGCUUGUUAUUGCAGUGCACUGUUCCAACUCACUUGAAGACAACAAGAUCCCCAGUUUAUGCACAGGCAGCCCAGGUAUCCCAGGAUCCCCUGGGUUGCAAGGCAGCCCUGGUCAGCCCGGCAGGGAUGGACGGGAUGGGCGUGAUACCCCGCCAGGAGAGAAUGGCGAAAAAGGGGAAAGAGGAGAGCCAGGUCAGUCAGGUAUAAGAGGUCUCACGGGAGACAGAGGGGAUCUAGGUGAAAAAGGAGAAAAAGGAACCCCAGGCGAAUGUGCAGUGGCACCCAAGUCGGCUUUUAGCGCCAAGCUCUCCGAGGCCCGAACAGCACCCAUGGCAGUAGGGGAAGCAGUACGCUUCGACAAGAUUGUGCUGAACGAGCAAGGGGAUUAUAAUCCUGAAACUGGACGUUUCACCUGCAGGGUGCCAGGUGUUUACUAUUUUGCAGUUCACGCCACAGUCUACCGCUCCAGCUUACAGUUUGACCUCAUAAAGAAAGGACAUACGGUGGCCUCCUACUUUCAGAUCUUCGGGAACUGGUCCAAACCAGCCUCACUGUCUGGAGGCACGCUUAUGCACUUGAUUCCAGGAGAUCAGGUUUGGGUGCAGAUGGCACUGACCGAGUACACAGGAUUUUACUCCAGUCCGAAGACUGACAGCACUUUCAAUGGUUUCCUAGUGUACUCGGACUGGAAAAACUCUGCUGUUUUUGCAUAAAUGUAAAGCACCUAGAUUUCUGAUAUCAUAGGCAGGACAAAGGCCUUCACUGGCCAGCAUUUGGCCUAUAUUAAAUCUCUCUUUUUACCAGUUAUUAAAAUCAAUUACGUUCAGCAUUGCAAGCAUAGCAAGUUUCCGUUCUAUGCAGGUUCAGUAAAAAUAAAAUACUAAAAUAAAAACUUUCCAAUAAUAACACAUAUUCACAUAUUUUCAUUUUUACUGUUUUUCUGGUUGGCGGUCUGUUUUGUGAAAAAGUGUAAUAAAAUACUUUUGAACAGUAGAAAGUAUGAGUUCAAUAAAAAAUUACACACCCAUAAUUACAGCAUUUGUCAUUAGCUAUUUUUUAAAGGGAAAAUCAUUUAUGCUGCAGUCACAGACCGGGAGCUGGCGUUUCAUGGUGCAUUUAAGGUAAAGAAUGAGGGAGUUAUAUCAGUAGUGUUUCAGAAUAUCGGACAGUACUGUGUAAAUGUGCAAAGACAUUGCAGCAGAGCAAAAUCUGUUUGGAAGCUUCUGUUUGUUUAGUAAGAGAGACAUUUUUGUCAUCAAGCCCAGUUAUUCAGGCCAAUAUGUAACUUCCUAUUUACAUAACACAGACACAGAGCUUCUCUCUUUUUCUUUCUCUUGCAUUUCUGUGUUUUUCUUUCAAAAAGUAAUUCCAAUAUUCCCCAGGCUGCUGGCAGAGGUAUACACGGAAUGUUUUUGCAAAAAAGUUGAGAAAAUUCUUAGGUACAUUUGUAUUCUCCCUUCGUGCAGCUCAUUUUCAUGAGAUCAUGGCCUAUCCCCACUCAGCUGGAGAACAGUGUAUUUCAACCAGACCGGACAGUCACAAGAAGUUCAGAGGCCUGAAUCCAAAUCCUGAAAUUUCGUUUUUUGAGCAAAUAUGUUUUGACAAAUAUAUCUAAUAUAGGAACAAAUUAGACGAAUGUCCAAGCAAAACAGUAUUCAACAGGUUGAACAAGAUAAUCUAUCUAUUUGCUAUAUAUAGUCAAACCAAAAAUGAUUUAGACACCACUUUUUGAUAUUUUUUAAUAGUGGGUGCAAGACACUGUCGUUUAUGUAGUUUAUUAAGUAAGGAUAGCAAAAUAAAGUAAACUGUGACAUACACCCAUAAAUUCUUUAAACUACCAGUAAAAUUGAUAAGCAUUCGGGACCAAAUUAUUCAGACAAUUAUUCAUGUGUUUUGUUUAAGUGUUUUUUCUUUAAUUGCUGAUGCCACAUUUUUACACCACAGACUGAACAAAAUUAAGCCUUGCUUGGUAAUUGGUUGCCCUAAAUUGGUAUUAUCUAAUUGUGUACUUAAAUUUAACAACUGACAGCUAUUCAACCUAAUCCAUUACAUACCUUUCUAUCGAAAUGAUCUGACAUUAUCAUGAUAAAUUUGUUCUGACAGAAAUAUAUAUUUUUUGUCUUAAUAAUUUUUGGUUUGACUGUACAUACAAGGAUACAGAAUGAUUACAUGGUAUUUGAAUGCUACCCUAAGGUACUGAAAAGAAUACCAAUGUCUAAUUCACUAAACAUGUGAUACGUUUUAAAUAUUUUGUGAGUGUCCAUAACUAUUUAAAAAA
Molecule: messenger RNA, 2439 nt
Organism: Triplophysa rosa
Lineage: Eukaryota; Metazoa; Chordata; Actinopteri; Cypriniformes; Nemacheilidae
Gene: c1qtnf5
Product: C1q and TNF related 5
Exons: 2
Coding region: 128-874 (248 amino acids)
Molecular function (GO): protein binding
Source: RefSeq, a predicted model, not a curated record